Guillardia theta CCMP2712 is the source of this 1875-nucleotide messenger RNA. RefSeq lists its product as hypothetical. The transcript has 9 exons. Bases 1 to 1875 code for a protein of 624 amino acids. Lineage: Eukaryota; Cryptophyceae; Pyrenomonadales; Geminigeraceae. The record is from RefSeq and is a predicted model, not a curated record.
AUGAAGGAUACAGGUUCUCUCAGAUUCCAGUGCACGAGGACUAAGAGAGCAAUAUCUUGUGCUGUGAUGGGCUCCAUCGCUUUGAAGACCGUGCUUCUCCUAUGCGCACUCUGUGCACAAGCGCAGCCGCGACCUGUCCUGCUCACCUUAGAAUCAUCGCCAGAUCCGAACACAGAUGUUCUCUUCAACAUGCAGACUCGUAGGAUGGAAGAGCUGGUCUAUCUCGCACUCAUGGCUGAGCGAGUGCUGGUGGAGCCUCAGUACAGCUUCGGUGCGCGCAAUUGGACUUGGUUCGAAAGCUCCAACAACAACCAGCAGGCCAAGAACGAAGUCAUACAUGAGGGAGUUCUCGGCCUCGUUCAGGAGCCGCUCAGCUCGUUCUUCCUCCUCGAUCCUCUGCAGAAGCUCCUCGGGUCCAACAUCGAACCCCUCGGAGGUUUUCACUCACGGGCUGGAGGGCGGGUAGAUCGCCUCCUGCGCUUUCAAGGACCUGGUCUGCCUGCUUGCGAUCGACAAGCUGCCUCCGUGACCUCCUACGGCUACAAAUUCUCCGUUUCUGCUGUCGAGUGCUUGUCUCCUUGGCAGUUUUCAUCAAUCGACGAUUUUCUCAAUCUCCUGGUUGAGGGUGAGAUUGUUGCAAUCCAGUUCAUGCCUGCCAAGUUCGUUGAGUUGAGGUUUCCCUCUUGGAGACAGUCCGACGUUCGGUGGGACAUUCGAAAGGCGUUCAGUUGGGCAAAGGAUCUCGUUCGUAGAGCAGAAGACUUCAUCGCUGCACAUUUGUUCGUAGAAGAGAGCCUGGGGUCGAAGAGGUGGGAGUUUGCGGGGCAGCAGCGGCAACUUGACAGCCAGCAGAUCAUCAUGAGCCGGGCUGCUGUGAUCGUCGUUCCUCCCGGAGUUGGGAACCCUCCCAAUGUCAAUGACACGUCAAACUUCAGCUUGUUUGUGAUCGAGCAGCGAAUGAUCGACGCUUCUCUGCUCAACGUCACUCCUCCUCCUCCCUUCUUCCUCUGCUGCGGCACAUCUCCUGUCCUGUCCAUCUGGCGACCAGCAGGAGGAGACGCUCUGCUUGAUGUGGUGGAGGUGCAGGUCUGGGGAGCCUUCCUCCCGUGGGGCAUGCAGGCCUCCAUCCUCAUCUCAGCUGGACGUCAGCUCGUCGUUGAGGCUCCUCUGUCCUCUUCUGGCACUGUCCGAGUUUUCGGGCUCAAGCCCGGCCAGUACAAGAUGGAGGCGAUCUUGGCAGAGACAGGAGAGAGCCUGGAGGAGCAGGAGGGGAGGAGAGGGGAGGAGGAGGAGGAGGGAACUUCUAGCAUGGUUCUCGACUCUGUUUCCUUCUCGGUGACAGGAGCACCCAGCUCGUCGAGCUUGGCGGUGGAGGUGGACGGGAGGAUGAUGGUGGAAUCGUUCGACAUGUGGGCUGCUCUCAGUCGCUCCUCCUUUUCCGAUGGUUCGGAGACGUCGCACGUCAACUCGGAGGGCACGAGGAUCUCGGUUCCUCCCCAGCAGAGCGCGGGCACGAGGGCUGACGCUCUUGCAGGUGAGGUGGGAAACAGCAACUUCGCUCGAGCUGUCUUCUUGCGUCAAACUCUGCGACGUCGAUCUGUCAUGCCGAGCUGUGCUGCUGCUGGAGGAGAGAGGAGGCAAGUGCGGACGAGUUUCAGCGCUGGAAGGAGCUCUCAGUCUUCAGGCACGAGGCUGCCUCCUCCCUUCUGCCUGUCUCAUGCUGCGCAGGAUCUUUUCGUCCCUCCCUCGUCACCCGAAGAGUCUCGUCCACCUCUCACGGUGAAGGCAGCCGUGAAGAUGGAGGAAGGGAGGAGGAUCAUCGGGAAGGGCUCGAGCGGUUGCCUUCCGCUGCACUUCGUGUGCAUGCGGGGCUGA